Messenger RNA from Drosophila teissieri, 3789 nucleotides. RefSeq names its product WASH complex subunit homolog 5 (gene Strump). Bases 153 to 3728 code for a protein of 1191 amino acids. Gene Ontology annotation, cellular component: WASH complex; endosome. NCBI's taxonomy places the organism in Eukaryota, Metazoa, Arthropoda, Insecta, Diptera, Drosophilidae. The record is from RefSeq and is a predicted model, not a curated record. Gene Ontology annotation, biological process: endosome organization; endosome fission; actin filament polymerization. The transcript has 6 exons.
AAAGACAAUAUAAACAAACGGAAACAUAAAUUUGUGGAGUGAUUUAAUGUAUGUAAAACACGUACCUAAUACAAUAAUUUUUCGCUAUUAUUGACAUUUAGCUUUCUGUUGAGAGGCAUUUGUUGCAAUCCCAGAAGUCAAGGAAAUGCAAAAUGAGUUUCCUGGAUGACAAUAAUGCAUGUGGGCAGAAUCUGCUGAAUAUAGUGUCGGUGGGUAACUCUAUAAUAGCAGAGAUCCUGAGGCUCAAGGAUUACGUGCCCAGAAUUUAUAGAUUGGACAACAAGGCUGAUAAGGCGAAAUAUGGCGAGCUUAUUCUGGACUUCAGCUACUUCAAGAUAGCCGAGGAUCACGAGAAGAAGAUCGAACAAAGUCCGGAACUGACCGAACUGGAUGAUGAGGCGCGUGCCCAGCUUUCGCUAAUCACACGAUUUUACCUGGCCUUCCAGAGUAUCCAUCAUUAUGCCUCCGAUCUCCAGCAAUAUAUCGAGGAAUUGAACAGUGGCUACUAUAUACAGCAGACACUGGAGACGGUGCUUCAGGAGGAGGAGGGUCGCCAGCUGCUCUGCGAAUCCCUGUAUCUUUUUGGUGUGAUUCUCCUUUUGAUCGAUUUUCACAUUCCUGGAGAUGUGAGAGAACGCCUGCUGAUCGCCUACUAUCGUUAUAGUGGAGGAGAUGCAACGCCCAGCGGAGACGAGAGUAAUAUCCAUGAUGUUUGUCUUCUCCUCCGAUCUACGGGAUAUGUUAAUCCCUUAGAUGCCGCUAAAGUUCUGGGAUUGGGUGGCAAACAGGCAGCUGCCGGAGCUGCGAGCCUAGUGGUUCCCCGUUACCCGGAGGCUUACUUCUCUCGCUGCUGUUUCGAUGAGAAUUUCGUGGAUCUAGUUGUGGCUCGUCUACGGUGCGAUGAUAUAUACAACCAACUGACUCUGUACCCACAUCCCGCCCAUCGCUCCACGGCUCUGUCUACUCAAGCGGCCAUGUUGUAUGUGUGCUUGUAUUUCUGCCCUAAAGUCCUCCAUUCCCAAGGCUCCCAGAUGCGCGAGAUUGUAGACAAGUUCUUUUGCGACAACUGGACCGUAUCCGUGUACAUGGGCAUCACUGUGAAUCUGGUGGAUGCCUGGUUGGAUUUCAAAGCCGCUCGAUCUGCUAUUCAAAAUGUGAUUAAUCCAAGUGCGAUUAAAGCACUCUGUCAACAGAAAAAAGAGCAGUUGGACAAGACCACUCAAAAAACUCAGGAGAUUGUUCGUGAAGGAGUUCUAAAUGACAACUUUGUUUUGGAGCACGCCAACAAAAUCAUACUCCUGAUGAGGCAAUCCAAUGUUCUGCUCCGCUGGUUUUGCCUGCACACCUCAAGGGAGGUUUUCAUCUUUACUCACGCAGCCACUUUACCGGGUCAAGUGCAAAAAAUGGUGCUUCAGGAACUACAAUUCGAUCGGAAUACGCUGUAUAACCUGCUGCUUAACUGCAGCCAAAUGGAACUGAGUGUGAGAGAGUUCUUGGCAGAGAUUCAGCAGACUAAGGAGGAUCGCUGGACGAAAAGCAGAGAUGAAGCCAUGCAAAGGCUAAAGGAGUUGAGUGAAGCCUUUGCCGGCUCCAGACCUUUGACCAAGAUUGAGCAGAAUUCUCAACUGCAGCAUUGGUUUGAGGAAGUUGCUGGACGUCUCCAAAAACUGGAAUUGACCAGGCCGCAAAAGUCCGGACGGCUGAUUAUUCAAGUGAUGCAGGCUCUGGACGAUGUGCAGGAGUAUCACAACCUUCAUGCCAACAUGCUGGUGAAGCAGCAACUGCAGGAGACGCGGGAAAUGCUCAAUCGGAUGGCACAGCUAAUAAACCUGAAAGAAGACAUUGUGAUUCACAUCCAGAUGAUCACUGACUUCAGCUAUGCUUGGCAUCUUCUGCAGCGGGACUUCACGCCUUCAAUGCAGGAACACAUCAAACGACAGCCACAAGCGGUGAUCGGUAUACGAGCGGUGUUUCUCAAGUUGGCCAGCACCCUGGAGGUGCCGCUGAUGCGGAUCAAUCAGGCUAAAAGCGAGGAUCUGGUCUCUGUGUCAAACUACUACAGCACCGAGCUUGCCAACUUCCUGCGACGCGUUCUGCAAAUUGUUCCAGAGACCAUGUUCAGUAUUCUGUCUAGGAUCAUAUAUCUCCUUACAAACGUAAUCAAGGAGUUUCCCACUAAAGUGGAAAAGGAGCGUCUAAAGGACUAUGCCCAGUUUGAGGAGCGGGCCAAGGUGGCUCAGCUUACGAACUCCAUCGCUGUUUUCACAAAGGGAAUUCUUAUGAUGAAAAAAACUCUAGUGGGAGUAAUCGAGCUGGAUCCGAAACAACUAUUGGAGGAUGGAAUACGCAAGGAGCUUGUAAAUCACCUAGCCAAUGCCUACAAUUUGGGUCUGAUAUUUACGCCCGAAAAAGGCAAAACUCCUGUGCAGCUUCUUCAACAAAAGCUGCAUGGGCUGGCGAAAACGAUAGAAGGAUAUCGUAGAUCCUUCGAAUAUAUAGAGGACUAUUUAAGAGUUCAGGGACUUCGAAUCCUGCUAGAGGAAUCGCAGCGCAUUAUUAACUACAAUGUGGAGAAAGAAUGCAACGCCUUCCUUCGCAACAAAGUGCAGGAAUUUCAAUCGGAGCACCAGAGUCAGAUAAUUCCCAUUCCCAACUUUGCACCGCUGUUGGGAGAUCCUUCUAACAACUUUAUUGGCCGUCUGGCCCACGAAAUUCUGCGCUGCACAGAUCCCAAGCAAACUAUUUUUCUCGACCUAAAGAGCACCUGGUAUGAGAAGAAAGCUCCUCACCAGGAAGUUCUUGCCGCCUCUGGAUUCUUUGAGAUACUUAGAGAAGCCUUGGCUCCGGCGGGAAUGGUGGGAUUGGAGCGCCUCUACGCGCACAUGUUGGCUAAUGAGUUAAAGCGGAACCUGGAAAGGUUACAACGUAACCUUACCUCGGAUCGUAUGUGGGUGGAUACGUUAGAGACUCUGACUCGGGAAUUAGAGGCCCGGGACUUCCCAUCUCCGGAGGUGUUCAAGCAGCCUCUGAAGUAUUAUCAAACAUACACCCACCGAUGGCUAAAAGUGUGGCCCACGCUGCUUGAUUGGGUUUUGUCCAUCGGACAGAAACAGCUGCUUCGCAAGGAAAUUGCUGGAGAGCUAAGCUUUAGCAGCAAAUGUGAUGCCAAGUUGCUGGAGAACACGGCUGACACCCUAAACAAAGCGCUUUUACUGGAACUGUACCUUAGCAAGGAUCUUUGUGAUGAAAAGGGCGUGGUCAUGCUGACGGAGCUACAAGAAACCCUUCUCUAUACGGGAAACUUUGAGCCCCUGGAGCAGGUCUUCCUUGUCACUAAGAACACCCACAAUAUGGCGCUGUUUAUGUUUCUUUUCACCGUUGCCCAUUUGGGUCGUCUGCAGCAUUCCACGAUUACCGAUUGUCUAUUGCCAAAAUCAGCCAAAGAUAACAUUGAUAAUGUGCCUUUUAUUGUGGGUCUAAUAACGAUCAUGCAGCAGUUCCACAAGAAUGUCAAGAUGCUGUAUAUAUCUUACUUGAGUCAGUACGUAGUGACUGUAUCGGAAGCUCAAUUAUUGGAUAAAGAAAUUCUGGGUCCCGAGGUGGUCACCACCCUGCACUUCCUACUAGCCUUCAUACGCAUUGGUCGUUUGCCACUCGGAGUUCUGGAGCAGCGCAUCCCCAAUAUGAUACUUAGCGAGUACGAGUACCUAUCCACACCGCUAAAAUGAAAACUAUCUAACAGGUUUGGGCUAAACAAACUUUAAUAAAUCCGAAAACAUAACAAGGAAA